This is a messenger RNA of Danaus plexippus (monarch butterfly), 1316 nucleotides long. Its product is annotated as carbonyl reductase [NADPH] 3-like. The transcript has a single exon. Bases 400 to 1224 code for a protein of 274 amino acids. The record is from RefSeq and is a predicted model, not a curated record. NCBI's taxonomy places the organism in Eukaryota, Metazoa, Arthropoda, Insecta, Lepidoptera, Nymphalidae. Gene Ontology annotation, molecular function: carbonyl reductase (NADPH) activity.
AAGUCGAUCAAUUAUUAUAUUUUUUUGCUUUGCUGUGAUUUCAAAUUGUUUUGAGAGUAUUGUCUUUUACAUUAGGAUUAUUCUUAGCAUAUCAUUGUAUGUCGCAUUUAUUGCAUUAAAGUUCGGGUAGUGACUAGGGAAGAAUAUAUUAAAUAAUUGCAAAUAGUAAAUAUUGUUAUCAUUUUUGUUUAAUAAUAAAAAUCGGAAAAUGUUUUGAUAAGGAAAGUAAUCUGUGAGAUAGUGUAAAGUUGUUUUGACAUCCUUAAACUUGACAAAUGUCAAACUGAUAAACAAUGACGGGGAAACUAAAAUGUCAUCAGUGAUAAAAAUAUUUAUAUUUGAUAGCGCUAGAUUAUUUUUAUAAAUUUAUAUUUUCUUUUCUAAAUUAUUCCAUACAUAAUGUCUACCAAAGUAGCAGUUGUUACAGGAAGUAAUAAAGGUAUCGGAUUCGAGAUUGUUAAAGGAUUAUGUGAAAAGUUCCCGGGUUCAGUGUACCUCACUGCUAGGAAUGAAGAAAGAGGGCGGAAAGCGGUACAACGGCUAGAGGAGAUGGGAUACAAGCCGUUAUUUCAUCUUUUGGAUGUUACCAGUGAAGCUAGCAUCCAAGAGUUUGCUAAUCACGUUACUACCCAUCAUUCAGGAAUUGACGUUUUGGUUAACAAUGCCGGUAUUUUAGAUUUCGAUAAAUCUGUAUCAUCAUAUGAAGAUUCCAAAAAGCUUUUGGACACAAAUUUUUAUAGUCUUCUCACAAUCACAAGAAUACUCUACCCUCUUUUAACAAAUACUGCUAGAAUAGUAAAUUUAAGUAGUGAUUGGGGUUUGUUGUCCAAUAUCAACAAACAAGUGUGGCUUGACGUCUUAAACAAAGACGAUCUUACUGUCGAUGAGAUAUUGCAAUUUGUAGAUGAUUUUUUGGAAGCUGCUAAAAAUGGCAAAAAGUCAUUUAUCUCAUUUGCUGGUUAUUAUGGAGAUUAUAAAGUAUCUAAAGUAGCUCUGUCAGCAUUAACAUUUGUUCAACAAAAACAGUUUAUAGAACAGGGGAAAGACAUAUCAAUAAACUGUGUUCAUCCGGGCUUUGUGAAAAGUGACAUGACUAAGGGAAGGGGUAAUUUUACUCCGGAACGAGGAGCUCGUACACCUCUAUACUUGUUGCUAGAGGCCCCACAAUCACAUAAAGGUACUUUUGUGUGGCACGACGGUCACCAAGUGAACUGGGACGAUUGAACCAUUUUGAAAGUUAUUAAUUGUUUAAAAUCUGUGAUAAUAGUGUCACAUGCACUUUAACUUUAAUAUAUGUAAUUGUUUUCAUUUUGUUA